Molecule: messenger RNA, 411 nt
Organism: Arachis ipaensis
Lineage: Eukaryota; Viridiplantae; Streptophyta; Magnoliopsida; Fabales; Fabaceae
Source: RefSeq, a predicted model, not a curated record
AUGGAACUUAAAACCGAGACGCAGCAACCUCAAUUCAAAGAGCUUGAAAUCGAAGUGGAGUGUCAAAUCAGUGCAAUUAAAGUGGUUCGUGAUGUUGACAUCGAGCGAUUGUUGAUGGAACUUCGUUUGGUUCGAUCGUGCUUCAGUGAGGAACAGCUCCGGAAGCCAAUGUUGCAGGUCUUCGAAGAAACCUUACCGAAUCUCUCAAUUGUGAAAGAUGAAGAGAAUGGGAAAUUCGAUGUGAAGUGGAAAGAGAGAGGGAGCAGAAUGUCCACAACCUGUGGUGGUGUAGGAAGAGAUUUGCACACUUCUCUGUUCCAGAGGCUUUGGAUUGCUUUUCCUUCGGAAUGUCCUUCUUCGGUUCCUCAGUGUGGUGGUUUUGAAUACUCUAGCAAUACUGGUAGUGUUUAG